Lates calcarifer (barramundi perch) is the source of this 2928-nucleotide messenger RNA. It is a transcript of the gene tacr3l, whose product is annotated as tachykinin receptor 3-like. The record is from RefSeq and is a predicted model, not a curated record. Gene Ontology annotation, biological process: G protein-coupled receptor signaling pathway; positive regulation of flagellated sperm motility. Gene Ontology annotation, cellular component: sperm midpiece; plasma membrane. NCBI's taxonomy places the organism in Eukaryota, Metazoa, Chordata, Actinopteri, Centropomidae. Gene Ontology annotation, molecular function: tachykinin receptor activity.
GCGCUUAUUGUGAGAUUCUUUGGAACAGAAUGACGAUAAAUUCUGAUGAACUGAUCUUUUCACCCCCCACUCUAUGAGAGAUGCAGGGAGUGGCAGCAUCAGGACCACUCUCUCUCUCUCUCUCUCUCUCUCUCUCUCUCUCUCUCUCUCUCUCACUGGUCUCACGUGGACAGUCUUGCGCGCAAACGGUGCCAAAGUGAUUUAUGUCGCCUUCCACAGAUCUGACUGAAACAGAUCCACUCUGAGGACACUUGAGGAAUGGCCUCUGAACGGGACGGCUCCAAUUCGACCAGGAAUCUGACCAACCAGUUCGUGCAGCCGGCGUGGCGCAUCGCACUCUGGUCGGUGGCGUACAGCACCGUGCUCGCCGUGGCCGUUUUCGGGAACUUGAUCGUGAUUUGGAUUAUUCUGGCGCACAAGCGGAUGAGGACCGUGACCAACUAUUUCCUGCUGAACUUGGCUUUCUCUGACGUCUCCAUGGCCGCUUUCAACACGCUCAUCAACUUCAUCUACGCGGCUCACGGAGAGUGGUACUUUGGAGAAGUGUACUGCAGGUUCCACAACUUCUUCCCUGUCACCGCUGUGUUCGCCAGCAUCUACUCCAUGACCGCGAUAGCUAUCGACAGGUACAUGGCCAUCAUCCACCCUCUGAAGCCCCGUUUGUCGGCAAAGGCCACUAUGGGAGUGAUCGUCUGUAUCUGGAGUCUGGCUGUGGUCCUGGCCUUCCCUCUCUGCUACUUCUCCACCACCCGAACUCUGCCCCAGAGGACCCUCUGCUAUGUGGCCUGGCCCCGCGUGGUCGACGACCCCUUCAUGUAUCAUAUCAUAGUGACGGUUCUGGUCUAUGUGCUGCCCUUAGUGGUGAUGGGCAUCACUUACACCAUCAUUGGGGUGACUCUGUGGGGAGGGGAGAUCCCUGGAGACUCAUCUGAUAACUAUCACGGACAGCUCCGAGCCAAACGGAAGGUGGUGAAGAUGAUGAUCAUUGUAGUGGUGACCUUUGCCCUCUGCUGGCUGCCCUAUCACGUCUACUUCAUUGUGACGGGGCUCAACAAGCGUCUGAGCAAGUGGAAGUACAUCCAGCAGGUUUACCUGUCAGUGCUGUGGCUGGCAAUGAGCUCCACCAUGUACAACCCCAUCAUCUACUGCUGCCUCAACAGCAGGUUCCGGGCCGGUUUCAAGCAGGUUUUCCGCUGGUGUCCCUUUGUCCGGGUCUCAAGCUACGAUGAGCUAGAGCUCCAAAAUACAAGACUUCGACCGGGUCACCAGAGCAGCAUGUGCACCCUCUCUCGGGUCGACACCAGCAUCCUCAGCAAAGACAAGAGCACUUAUUCUCGUGGAAACAGAUCAAGACUCAACUCUGAGCCCAAUAACAAAGACAGUUAGUCGUUGCCGCAGGAAAAGUUACAGACUGUAGCUUUAGGUAGGUACUUGAAUCUAACACCAGACAUGAUACACAUAAUUUUAGAUUCAGGGUGACUUAUAUGUUCCGAGGAUGUCAUUACCACUGAUGUCCAUCACAAACAAACAUCCAUAAACCUGCUCAUAGCUCAUAGAAAUAACACAGUGCAGAAGUUGCCUGAGAAUUAUCUCGUUUUUAAGUUUUCUUUGGUGUCAGAGUAAUCCAGUGGUAGUUUCCUGUAUGUCCAUGGGUACGUUUUAAACAGCAAUUUAGAACGUACCCAUGCGGGGGACAAUAUCAGACCUCUGCACUUUACCAUCACUUCACUUUAACAAAACAGUUUGAUAAAAUACAAUUGUAUUUUAUCAGUUUUGGUAAAUAAUUUUGUGUAAAACACCUGAUAUCUUUUGACAUUGAUAUAUAUAUAUAUAUAUAUAUAUAUGGAUUUAAAACAUUGGCAUUGCAGGAAAGUGCAUUUCAUUAAGACAUAUUAAAUAUAUGAUAUUUUCCUGGUGGGAUGUUGCAUACAUGCUUAUGUACUGUACUUUCUUGGGUUUGAUUACUUCUGAUUAUAAUCAUUUAAAAGCUAUUGAUGCUUUGGUAAAACAUGGUUGAUGGUUUGAACCAAGGUAUUUCAAUAUCUAAAUUAUUAUAUUUAUAGAUUUUAUAUUUUUUGAUAUAUAUUUGUAUUUAAUUUUAGAUAUUAGAAAUAAUGAUACUUUGUCAGCAUCAUAAACCAUACACUAAACUGCUUCUGACAUUCUGUAAUGGCAUUUGUUUAAUGUUACACUCGCAUGCUAUUAUAUAACAUAGCAGUAUAUGUAUUUGAUUAAAUGCUGUGCUGGAUAAAAUGUAUAUUUAAUGCCAUGAUACCAUUACUCAGUGGAUUUCAUCAACAAUAACAGCAGUAAUACUGCUUUACAAACAUGAAUACCCUAAAAUCUAUCGUUGUGACACUGAUGUUACCUGUAUUUUAUGACCAAAUGUAAAAUCAUAAGUGCUUGCUAAUGUUUUUGUUGGCUGGAGAACGCAUGUGCCAUUUUAAAAUGUACUUUUUUGGGACUGUUGUAAGAGUUACGCUUUACUGUAUGUAUCUAGGAUUUUGUAGGUGUACAUUAUACAUGUUCGCCAGUGUGUGUAAAUAUUCAGAUUCAAACACAUAGACAAAAAUUAUAUUUAGCCUUUGUGCUGAAUUGGUGUUUCGUUGUUUUAGUAUGAUGUGAAAAUUCUAUAAAAGCUAAUAGUGUCUCUGUGAACAACCAUUUUGUUACAUUUUUGUUUCAGGUUAUUUGGAAUGAUAGUGGUGUCAGAUCAGAAAACGAGGCUGAGAACAUAGUUGCCACAUGAAAAGACAUUCAAAGAUCAGUCCUGUGUAAAAAUUACGAGGCGAGACAAGGACAGUUCAACCAGUUUAUUUGUUUAUGUAUUUCUUAAGCUCAGAUCAUACAUCUAACAGUUGGUGUUAUCAGCUGAUUUAGAAGUUAACCUGCCAACCAUCAACUACAACAUCCUCAGUUCUUGUCUGG